AUGGAUAAUGGAAAACUGACCGGAUUAAUUUCAGUUGAUAUUAGGAAAGCCUUUGACUCUAUUGACCACAAAAUCCUAAUAAGGAAAAUGCAAGAAAAAUUUGGAGUUCAUAGUUUGGAGCUACAAUGGUUCCAAUCAUAUUUGUCAAAAAGAAGUCAAGUUUGUGCGGUUGAUGGUCACACAUCCUUGGCUAGGGAAAUUGUAUGCGGUGUUCCACAAGGAUCUAUUUUGGGACCCCUCUUGUUUUUGUCAUAUAUAAAUGAUUUGCCAGAAUGUCUACAAAACACAACUCCAGGGAUGUAUGCCGAUGAUACUCAAAUAUAUGCAUCAUCAGCAAGUUUCACAGAACUAGUAACAAAACUUAAUGAAGACUUAGAAAAUAGGGUCAAAUGGCUUUCCCAAAAUAAAUUACAACUUCAUAACAAAAAGACAAAAGUGAUGUUUAUAGGUUCACCCUAUAAUCUCAAAAACAAAGUUGGCAAUGACCAAGUAAUGAUAAAUAAUAAACCCGUCACCUGA
Molecule: messenger RNA, 519 nt
Organism: Paramuricea clavata
Lineage: Eukaryota; Metazoa; Cnidaria; Anthozoa; Malacalcyonacea; Plexauridae
Source: the annotation of a GenBank genome assembly